GUAUAAACAACUACAGACACUGUAGACUAUAUACACAUAUAUGAUAUUCACAUGGAAUUAGUUCAACAGGGGUAGGAUUUAAUAAGCAUUUGCUUCCUCCAACCCCUUUUGAAUCUGGAAAUGGCUGAAUUUCACUUCUAGGCUGUUUUUUUUUUAAUUGUAUAAUCUCAUUUAUGAAGCUUGCAUGAUGUGUUUUCAUUUUGUGCUUGUUUUUUCUGUUUAAUAACCUUUAUGUCUUACAUGUUUGAAAUAAAUAUUGCAUUUAUUGAUCGUCAUUUAAGACUGCCACAAAGCAGCUUCAAUGAAAUGUUACUUGUUAAAUAAAAGUAACUGCGGAUGCUUACUCUAUAUAGCAUACUAUGCUUGUUUUUUUUCCACUGAAGGAAAAAAAAUAUAUUGCAUUUUUUCCAUAUAAAAGGGAACUCCCUCUUAUGUCAACAGCAAUCCUUCCAAUCAAAUUAUGAGACAAGAAGACUUGGAACCGCCCUCAAAGCUGAAAUGAACUCAGAUCAAAUUUUUUGGUUUUAAUAGUAUUAAAAUGUCUUUAAGGUGACUAGUAGCUUUUAAGACAAAUUAACCACUAACCAACCAGUAAAGUGAGGUCUGAGGUUAGCCCCGCCCCCUUUGGGCUGCGUUACCUGCUCAGUCACCAUCACCUGCACCAGCGCUCCUCCUACAGCUGCUGUUUUUCUCAGCAGUGACUGCUCACAACAGGAGGCUCGUUUAAAGCGUCGGACUUUUUUAAAGCAAAGCUUGUCGACCGUUUUUCUGCGGAGUAAUCUUUCUUCCAGAGGCUCUGCGUAGAUUUGAGGAUGGCCGGCUGACGGAGGCGCUUUCUGAACCCACGUGUGUCAGCUUUAAUAUACAGCCCGAAAAACUGCUCUGUAGAUGCCUAAAAUCAUGAGUGCCCCAGGACCUCUGUCGAGGCAAGCCAAUGGAGUGGCCAGAUCGGACAGCAAGCUGAGCGCUAAGGCCCUCUAUGAACAGCGGAAAAAGUACUCCAACUCAAAUUUCAUCAUGCAAGAGACGUCACAGUAUCACGUUGAGCAUCUCUCUACGUUUGUUAUGGACAAGACAGAAUCCAUCGUCACUAUUGACGAUGCUAUCAAGAAACUGAUUCUUCUGGACUCGAGAGGUAAAAUCUGGACACAGGAGAUGCUACUCCAGGUUACAGACAAGGCGGUCAAACUUCUUGAUUGUGACACUCAGGAAGAACUGGAGAACUUCCCUGUCACCACAAUCCACCUUUGUCAGACGGUGCUGAAUCAGACACGCUACCCAUCUGUGCUGCUGCUCGUGUGUCAGGACAAGGACCAACACAGGCCAGACAUCCAUUUCUUCCACUGUGACGAGGUGGAGGCUGAGAUGGUUCACGCAGACAUAGAUAGUGCCCUAGGAGACAACAAACAUGGACAAAAAAUGAGACUUGAAACCCUUAGGGUAAACCAGGAAAAAAUGAAGCAUCAGAGAGAAACCAUCCUCCCUCCCUCAUCCCCAAGGGGCCCACCACCUGUUGCAAAUCGACGAGUGGCAGCCGCUGCAAGCCCUUACGAUAACCAACUUGCUGGACCGUAUGAUGCUGAGUCACAGGAAAAGCUGGCGCAGCGCAUCGAGAAGGAUGUGCAAAUCCUCAACUGUUCUCUGGACGACAUAGAGAUCUUUGUUGGGCGGCUGCAGAAGGCAAUAGAGGCGUUUUCCCAGCUCAACCAACGCAACAAGAGUAAGAAGAACAAGAAGAAAGGACCAGCAGAGGGCAUGCUGACCCUGCGGGCCAAGCCCCCCAGUGAAGCAGAGUACAUUGACAGCCUGCAGAAACUGAAGCUGGCCCUCAACCUCUUGGCCAAACUGAAGAAACAUAUUCAGAACCCAAGUGCUCCUGAGCUGGUUCAUUUCCUAUUUGGACCUCUGGAGCUGGUGCUGCAGACCUGUGGAAGUCCUGACCUGUUACGUUCAAUCAUCGCUCCUCACCUUUCGAAGGAUGCUGUCAACUUCCUGCGGGGACUCCUCUCCCCUAAAGAGAUGACUUUGUUUGAGCUGCUUGGUGACGGGUGGACCAAACCCAGGGCAGAGUGGCCCAGAGAUCAGUGCGCUCCUACUUAUUUCCCCAAGUUUCGAAAUGGAUGGGAGCCACCUGUGGAGCUUUUCUUAACGGCUCCAUGGGAAACUGAGGGACCAUCUGGACCAAUUGGGUCUCCCACAAGCCCGGACUACAGAAAACACUCGCCUGAUGAUUAUUACAGCAAUCUUUCCCCAUCAAAUGGGAUGCCCAUCAACCGCAAAUAUGCCAAAAUCCUUUACAAUUUUGUGGCGCGGAAUCCUAACGAGCUGUCAGUGCUACAGGAUGAAAUCCUUGAGGUGUUAGAAGAUAACAAACAGUGGUGGAAACUACGGAAUCGCAGCGGGCAAUCCGGCUAUGUCCCAUUUAACAUCCUGGAUGUUGUAAGGAUAGAUGAGCCAGAUGAUCCCUACAACCAGGGCGACUACAGGACUUCACCCCCUGGGUUUCGGGACCAGAGGGACAGUUUCAAGAGGGCCGUACACAAAGACAAAAAGAUGGAUGAGGUUAACAAUGAGCUAUUAAUGAAAAUUACUUCAAAGAAAACCCCAGCCCCCAGGAAGAUCCGAGUAGAGCGCUCGACUGGCCCUCAGGUGCCAUUGAACUCUGACUCGGAUCCACAGCAGGUGACAGUGUGGCUCGAUGCUAAAGGUUUCUCAAAACCGACUGUUGAAUGUUUGGGAAUCCUGACGGGAGCUCAGCUGUUUUCCCUGAACAGAGAGGAGCUGAAGUCCGUGUGUGGGGAAGACGGCAACCGUGUCUUCAAUCAGUUGUCAUUGCUGAAAGGACAUUUAGAGAGGUGCCAGGGUGACUCCGAGCUGCAGGAAAUCAUGAGACAGAGGCAGGAGAAGAUUGACUCCACAAGCAGCAACGACUGAACAUGUGGAGCAACAUGACCCCCCCAGCCCCCCACGAGUCUCGUAGCUUUCAAAGUACAGCAGCUUGUUAAAUCACUGAACCUUUUCUUGUGAUCCUCAGUAAAAAGGAAAAAAAAAAAGAUUAACUACAUUCAUUUUUAACUGUAUAUUUAUUUGGUAAGAUGUUAGUUAUUAAGAUGUUUGUUAUUCAUGUGUUUUCAAAUUAUGUUGCAUUCUUUUCGAUUCAUGAAAUGAUUGAAGAAAUGACGUGCAUGUCACAUACAUGUGUAUGAGCAGGGCGGGAUCAGUGUUUGUUCUUAAUAAUACAUUUGUUUACAAAAUGUGUCUGUAGAAACAUCAAAUCUUCAUUGUUGCUUUUUAAAAUCAGUGCCAGGAUGUGUGACAUAUUUUCUGUUGUAUAGCCAAUUAUUUUAAUGUUAAUGCUAACAGGAAAAAUAGGAACAAUUAAAGCAUACUUUGUGUUGCGUAUGGCAGACGUUUGAACCUGUUCGCUAAACAACAAUCGGCAACAUGUAUUAGAAUAAAUAAUCUUGCUUGUUUUGAUGUAAUUUGAUAUUUUGGCAAGCUUAGAAAGAAAUACUUCUUCUUAAAAAGCAUGCACAAGGCCUUUCUCAGUAAUAGUGAGAUAUUUAAUACAGCACACCUAACAUGGGUAAAAACCUUUAAAAUAAAUCAAUCUUUUAUUGCAGAGCAUAUUUUGUCACUGGAAACAUUCCUGCAGCUCUCUAACAAUGAAACCUUUUCCAUUGUCCAUGUACAUGGACAAAGUUGGUGCACGGUGUUAUCUUGUACACAUUGUAGCUUUUUUCUUAUGACCAUAUUGUGACUUAUUAGGCGCAACAUGCAACUUUACUUGGAUGGCAUGCACUCUCAUCUUUCCCAUUUUGAAUGCUGGCUAAGAGAAUUGGGCUUUUGUGUCACUGCAUAUUUUUUGUAUGCCCCAGGGAAACAGGAAGUCCUGAGUUAUUAGUUUAAGGUUCCUAGACAACAAAGAGUGGUUUAAAAAAAACCCAGAACAAUAUGAAAUGGGCCUCUGCAGCCAGGGACAGAAAAUCUUCGACGAAGGAACGUAGUCAAUGUCAUACAUUCUGUUGACAUCAACAAGUCCAGUACCCAAACAUACUCUUCUUUUACACAUUGGCCUAAUGUUAUUAUAAAAUAUCCUGUCUAGGAUCCGACUUUCUGUCUCCAGGCAAGAUUAAUCUCUCUGAUAGCCGACAGACAGGUCACAGUGACUCUGAGAUGUAGAUUACUGAUGACCUCCACAUUAUUGUUUUAGAAAAUCAUCAGCAGAACAUCUCAACACUGGUCAAGUUGAAGUAAAGCAUACAUUUGUAAAAGAAGCCGAUUUUACUCUUGCUUAAAAGAGACAGUUAGAGGGUCCUACUAAUUGUGGUACUGGUGAUUUUGUAAUGUGUGGAUUUUUUCCUCACUGAAUAAAUAAAAUAUAAAUUAAUUGUAA
Molecule: messenger RNA, 4396 nt
Organism: Girardinichthys multiradiatus
Lineage: Eukaryota; Metazoa; Chordata; Actinopteri; Cyprinodontiformes; Goodeidae
Gene: eps8l2
Product: EPS8 like 2
Exons: 20
Coding region: 889-2934 (681 amino acids)
Biological process (GO): positive regulation of ruffle assembly; Rho protein signal transduction; regulation of Rho protein signal transduction
Cellular component (GO): ruffle membrane; plasma membrane; vesicle
Molecular function (GO): actin binding
Source: RefSeq, a predicted model, not a curated record